UUGCCGCUAUGCCCUCCAACAGCUCUUGGUCUGAUGGUCUCUUCCUGAAGAUCACCAACGUCAUCGUCUACUUCCUUUUCUUAGGCUCAAACAUCUAUACUAUCGCCAGCCCUAGUGCCAUAUACUACGGUGGAAAGCUCACGUACAUUACUCCCGCGCCAUGGGCAUUCCUCAUCUGGUCCCUCGUCCAUCUCCUGCUUCUCGGAACCAUCAUCUAUCAGUUCCUCGAUGGAGGGAAGCAAGUGAUCGUUGACGGCAUCUCUUGGAGGCUCCCGCUCCUUGCUGUGUUGAACGCGGCAUAUGUCACGCUCUGGGCUCAUCACUACUACAUCGUCGCCUUCGCCUUUGCGCUAUUCGUGAGCUCUGCGGUUACGCACGUCUACUACGUCGUGAAGAAAUAUCACGAGCCCGCGAGCAUCUCAGAUGAGAUCUUCGUUCAUCUUCCGUUCUCACUCUGGCACGGUUGGACGACCGUCCUCGUCGUUCUGACCGCUUUUGAGGCGUUUGGUGUGGAUGCUAUUACCGAGCGCGCGGGCAUCUGGACUGACGUCUUCGCAUUCCUUGGAAUGUUCUUCCUCGAGGCUACUGCCACAGCGUACGCAUUCUCGAGCACGGAGGGUGACUUGCCGGCCGGCAUAGCAAUUGCCUGGUCUCUCUGGGCCAUCUUCACACAACAACGCCACCCCGCAUUCAUUCACUGGAGUGCACUUGCGUUCUCCAUCAUCUCCAGUAUCUGGGUUGUGAAGGCCAUUGCCGGCGUAUUCAUCAAGCUCCGCCGGGGCCACCACGGGAUUUCCCUUGACGAAGAGAGGGCGCCUUUGAUUCAAUAAAUGGAGGCGGAUUGAACGGUACCGGAUCGACGUCUGUCAUGAACUAUCACGCGAAGGAAAUCAAUCCAUUAUUAACGGAUUGAACAAAAACGACUUGUUUCGAGUAAUAGUGUUACGUCGUACAAUGAUGAUAUAGGUCAAUGCAAUUCCACCAUGUGUCCUCUCAAUACACCAUUUGUGCGCUU
Molecule: messenger RNA, 1015 nt
Organism: Postia placenta MAD-698-R-SB12
Lineage: Eukaryota; Fungi; Basidiomycota; Agaricomycetes; Polyporales; Adustoporiaceae
Exons: 6
Coding region: 9-830 (273 amino acids)
Source: RefSeq, a predicted model, not a curated record